AUGACCUGCUCUGAUGAAGAAAAGCGGAAGUUCUAUGACCAUCUCCGUAUGGUUCUCCUUAGCAUCCCUCAAUGUGAUAAGAUUAUUCUUCUCGGAGACUUUAAUGCGCGUGUCGGAACAGAGUAUCUCGCCUGGAAAAACGUGCUUGGGAGGCACGGCAUUGGAAAAUGCAACUCUAAUGGCUAUGCCCUACUUGCCUUAUGUGCAGAAUUAGAACUCAGCAUAACCAAUACGUUUUUUCGGUUGCCUGAUAAAUAUAAAACAUCCUGGAUGCAUCCUCGUUCAAGGCACUGGCACCUCCUUGAUUAUGUCAUAGUCCGAAGGAAUGACCUAAAAGAUGUACUUAUUACCAGAGCAAUGCGAGGUGCUCAGGGCUGGACGGAUCAUCGGCUUAUCAGAUGCAAAAUGAGGCUCAAUAUCAAACCUCCACAUAGAGCAGAACAUAAGAUACCAGCUAGGCUGGCGUUUUCGAAACUAGUUCUGGACGUGGAUAUUAGAAAAGAACUUGACAAAAAAUUUGGGAAUACUGCAUCUGACUCUGACUCUGUAGACAAUCCGACAAUUGACGCUGAAUGGCGUUGUUUCGCUGAUAACCUGCACAAGGUCUCAAAACUGGUUAUUGGUAAGGUGCAAAAGAAGAAUCAAGACUGGUUUGAUGAUUCUGAUACGGAGUUACGACAACUUGUUGGAGUGUUUCGACGCUCUCUGAGAAGUGCCCACUGUAACCAAGAGCGCAAUGCACUUCAUCAAGUCCUUAAGAGAAAAGUGCGUGAAUUGAAAAAUGAAUGGUGGCUGGCUAAGGCCCAAGACUUACAACGUUUGGCAGAUACCAAUCAAACUGCUAGAUUUUUCGAAAGCCUCAGAACAAUAUAUGGCCCCCGUUGUAAGAAAACAGCCCCGGUAUAUUCGCGCGACAAGACCACCAAGCUGACUGAUCCCUCAGAAGUUCUUCUUCGAUGGGCGGAGCAUUUCAACGAAGUGCUCAAUCCUGGAAGUCAAGGAGCGGAUCUAAAUUACAUCAAUUCUCUUGAUGCAUUGCCGAUUUCAUCCGAUCUCGAAACUCCACCAUCCUAUGAGGAAUUCCAUAAUGCUCUAAACCGUUUAAAGAAUGGCAAAUCUCCAGGUUAUGACAGUCUUCCAUCAGAAGUUUACAAAUAUGGCGGGAAAAAUAUUAAGACCAGACUGUUUGAACUUGUGUUGCAAAUAUGGGACGCAGAAAUAGUUCCACAGGACUGGAAGGAUGCUCUUAUAAGCAAACUCUACAAGGGAAAAGGUGACCUUUCCGACUGUAGUUGCUACAGAGGUAUCGCCCUGCUAUCUGCGGCUGGCAAGGUACUGGCGCAUGUCAUCAAUAGCCGCCUCGUCAAGCUAGCUGAGAGCUUCCUGCCAGAAAGCCAGUGA
Messenger RNA from Helicoverpa zea (corn earworm), 1401 nucleotides. RefSeq lists its product as uncharacterized. The record is from RefSeq and is a predicted model, not a curated record. NCBI's taxonomy places the organism in Eukaryota, Metazoa, Arthropoda, Insecta, Lepidoptera, Noctuidae. The coding region runs from base 1 to 1401 and encodes 466 amino acids. The transcript has a single exon.